Spinacia oleracea (spinach) is the source of this 843-nucleotide messenger RNA. Its product is annotated as translation factor GUF1, mitochondrial-like. Gene Ontology annotation, biological process: translational elongation. Gene Ontology annotation, cellular component: ribonucleoprotein complex; cytosol. Lineage: Eukaryota; Viridiplantae; Streptophyta; Magnoliopsida; Caryophyllales; Amaranthaceae. The record is from RefSeq and is a predicted model, not a curated record. The transcript is spliced from 3 exons. The coding region runs from base 1 to 711 and encodes 236 amino acids. Gene Ontology annotation, molecular function: GTPase activity; GTP binding; translation elongation factor activity.
AUGAUGCACUUUCUUACUGGGAUAUAUGAAUGGGCAAGGAGUUAUGUGAUUGGAUGGUAUACGCACUUUGGAGUACGUAAACCAUUUCAAACUGGAGGGAAGAAACUGAAGAUCGAGGAAGAGAGAGAAGAUGUUCCUACGAAGUUUGGAGAGAGAGAAGAUGCGAAGUUUGAAGAGAGAGAGAAGAUGUUCAUACGAAGUUUGAAGAGAGAUAAAACGCAAAACCUUGAAGAACAUCUCUGGAACUCCGACCUUAUUCUCUCUCCUCCAUUUGCUCUCCUUCGUGAUUCUCUCUCCUCUCCUCACCGCUACCGAUCCUCGUCUGCUACAACCACUGCACCGCCACCAUAUCCACGCUGCUAUAAUCUAUGCAUCAUCUCCUCUGCUACAAUUGGAAAAUCCACCCUGACUGAUUCUUUGGUGGCUGCUGUCGGGAUCAUAUCCCAGGAAACUGCCGGUGAUGUUCGGAUGACUGAUAUCCGUGCAGAUGAAGCUGAACGUGGUAUCACUAUCAAGUCCACUGGAAUUUCUCUGUACUAUGAGAUGACAGAUGAAGCUUUGGCUGCAUUCAAGGGAGAGCGUGCCGGCAAUGACUAUCUUAUCAACCUCAUCGAUUCUCCUGGACAUGUGGACUUCUCAUCAGAGGUUACUGUUGCCCGCCGUAUCACUGACGGGGCUGACUUUGUUUCGGUUUGGUAUGUGAUUAGCUGACCUACUCUUUUAAAGUAGAAGGACUAAUGUGAAAAGUUAUGUACACUGCAUGACAAAUUCACAAGAUAAUGGCAUGGUGUUUGAGGCAAUGCAGAUCCAGGUAAGUUUUUAUCCAGAAAUGUGACUAUGUCU